Messenger RNA from Sclerotinia sclerotiorum 1980 UF-70, 1578 nucleotides. RefSeq lists its product as hypothetical. The coding region runs from base 1 to 1578 and encodes 525 amino acids. The record is from RefSeq and is a predicted model, not a curated record. The transcript is spliced from 2 exons. Lineage: Eukaryota; Fungi; Ascomycota; Leotiomycetes; Helotiales; Sclerotiniaceae.
AUGGAUUCCUUCCACAAUCGAAUGACUUCAAUUGAUCGUGCUUCUGUCGAAUCUAUUCUAACAGGGGCCGAUCAACCCACUGAAGUUCCCAGUCCCCAUAUUGGUGCUUCACCCAAUAGAGUAAAUUUCUCUGUAAAGGAACCACCUCGACCCAUUGUACGACCAGAUCGUGCACUAUCAUAUACUUCUAGAAGACCAAACCGACUUUCGCUCACUUUUCCCGUUGCUCCAAGCAGCGGCCCCGAAUCGGCCAGAGUUACUCCAACAUCGUCAAAUACCCCAUCAGUUCCUGCCACUCCCGCAGACCCAAAUGUUAUCGUAUCACCAAAUGAUCCAAACGGUUUUCUGGUUGCCCUUGCCAGUCAAGAAAGAAGGGUUCUCGAACUUAAGGAGGAACUCAGCAAAGCUGAGACUGAACUUAAGCAGUUGAAAACACAAUGGGCACUUCAUGAAGCAACAAAGAAGAGAGCGGAAAUUCGACAUGUCGAGAAACUUCAACCUGUGCAGACUGAGCGCGGGUCUCCCGAUGAAAAUGUAUUAACGACUCCGAAACAAAGUAUAGAUAUGGAUCGAAAGAAAGCUUUUCUUGCCAACCUUCCUCACUUGCCGAAGGAUCAGAAGAAUCCUCGAAGGAAAAUCAUUACCGGUGGUCAUACUCGCACCCUUUCGCUCCUAUCUCCUGAAAGGAUGACGCGCAAUUCUACUGUCAACGAGGUGAAUGGCACAACCUCAGUCGACCUCCCAAGAAGUACUACGAUGCCAGAUACGAGUAUUGGUAUUUCCAGGGUCAAUACAAACCGAGCAAACCGAAAUUCAUAUCAAGGAGGAUUGGGAGUAACACAUGGGGUGAAGCAGAUUACAGAAGAUGUCAAGACCGGGCUAUGGAAUUUUCUGGAGGACCUCCGCCAAGCUACAGUAGGCGAAGAGGCAGUCAAUGGCAAAGCGAGCAAACGAUCAAGCUUAGAUGCGACACAACGCGGGCUCAAUAAGCGAAUCAGCAAGGGUAGUUUGCGAGGACGACGAGGGAAAUCACCAAGACCAGAUCCAUCAUCACAAAGGACAUGGGACUCUUUGACUGGUAGUAAUCCUGCCCUCUUAGAUCUAGGAGGCGCAUUAUGGCAAGACCCUAAUUCUCUUGCGGCACCCCUGAAACCCACGAACGUCCAAAAGAAAAGCGCAAGACCAAUUUCCUUUCCCACAGCUACUAUUGAUGACGAUGAUUGGUCAAACUGGGAUUCUCCAACUCCCAAAUCGCCUAUGAGAUGGAGCGGCAGUUCCACACUAUCUGGUCCAGUGACCCCAGGAAACACGAGCAGUGAAGAUGAAGUAAACAUUCUGGACCAACACCACCCGCUCGAAUCGCCCUCAAGAACGGAUGAGAUCCAAUGGCCUGCACUCGAUAAUUUAAAACCGGGCAAUCUUAAGAAAACAAUAUCUACAGCAAUGAAAGAAUGGGAAAAAAGCCUUACUCCACCCCCUGAAGAAACACACUCUGGAGAUUUCCUCACCGGGUCUCCGCGUGUUAAUGGAAGACGUGAACGAGAGCCUGGUGUUGUUGCACAUGAUGCACAAUCUUGA